Galeopterus variegatus (Sunda flying lemur) is the source of this 1551-nucleotide messenger RNA. RefSeq names its product glypican 2 (gene GPC2). The transcript is spliced from 9 exons. Gene Ontology annotation, cellular component: synapse; extracellular region; plasma membrane. Lineage: Eukaryota; Metazoa; Chordata; Mammalia; Dermoptera; Cynocephalidae. The coding region runs from base 1 to 1551 and encodes 516 amino acids. The record is from RefSeq and is a predicted model, not a curated record. Gene Ontology annotation, biological process: regulation of signal transduction; regulation of protein localization to membrane; smoothened signaling pathway.
AUGUCCGCCCUGCGACCUCUCCUGCUUCUGCUGCUACCUCUGUGUCCCGGUCCUGGUCCUGGACCCCGGAGCGAAGCAAAGGUCACCCGGAGUUGUGCAGAGACCCGAGAGGUGCUGAGGUCUCGGGGAUAUAGCUUAAACCAAAUCCCUCCCGCUCUGAUCUCAGGUGAGCACCUCCAGGUCUGUACCCAGGAGUACACCUGCUGUUCCAGUGAGACAGAGCAGAGGCUGACCAGGGAGGCUGAGGCCACCUUCCAAGGCCUGGUAGAGAACAGUGGCUCCUUUCUGGUUCACACACUGGCUGCUGGGCACAGAAAAUUUGAUGAAUUUUUUCGGGAGAUGCUCUUGGUAUCCCAGCACUCCCUGACCCAGCUCUUCUCCCACUCCUAUGGCCGCCUGUAUGCCCAGCACAAACUCAUAUUCAAUGGCCUGUUCGCUCAGCUGCGGGACUACUACGGGGUGUCCGGUGAGGGGUUAGAGGACAUCUUGGCGGAUUUCUGGGCACAGCUCCUGGAGAGAGUGUUCCCCCUGCUGCACCCACAGUACAACUUUUCCCCUGACUACCUGCUGUGCCUCUCACGCCUCGCCUCCACUGCUGAUGGCUCUCUGCGGCCCUUCGGGGACUCACCCCACCGCCUCCGCGUGCAGAUAACUCGGGCCCUGGUGGGUGCCCGGGCCUUUGUCCAGGGCCUGGAGACUGGAAGAAUUAUGGUCAGCGAAGCACUUAAGGUGGAGGUGUCUCAAAGCUGUAGCCAGGCUCUGAUGCGUCUGAUUGGCUGCCCCUUUUGCCAGGGGGUCCCCUCUCUUCUGCCCUGCUGGGGUUUCUGCCUCGAUGUGGUUCGUGGGUGUCUGAGCAACAAGGGACUAGAACCUGAGUGGAGCAGCUAUCUGGAUGGUAUCCUGCUCCUGGCUGAGAAACUCCAGGGCCCCUUUUCCUAUGAGCUGGCAGCUGAGUCCAUUGGGGUGAAGGUCUCAGAAGGUUUGAAGCAUCUGCAGGAAAACAAUGCAAAGUUUUCAGCCCAGGUGUUUCAGGAAUGCGGCACCCCUCACCUCGUGCCGGCUCGCAACCGCCGAGCCCUGGCGCCCCCGGAAGCGGCGGGCCGGCUGUACUUGGCACCCGCGCUCGGGGGCACCUUGACCGAGAUGCAACAGAACCCCGAUCUGGAGACGGAAGAGUCGGAAGCCGACUUCGAGACACGGCGGCGACUGCUGCAUCUCCGGGCGGCCACGGCCAGGAUGAGGGCGGCGGCGUUCGGAAGCGACCUGGAGAAUCAGGAAGCGGAAGAGGAUGCCAGCGGCUCUGGAGGGGGACAGCAUUAUGCAGAUGACUGGAUGGCUGGGGCAGCAGCUGUGCCACCCCCAGCCCAGCCUCCUCGGUCUCCUCGGCUUCCUCGCCCACCUCGAAGGGACAGUUCUGGGGUCAGAGCAGGAGGUGGCGGUGCCCGCUACAGCCAGGGCAGGAGCAGGAGUCGGGGGGUGUCUAUUGGUUUUCACACCCAACCCAUCCUCAUUCUCCCGCUCUCAGUGCUGGCCCUGCUUGGACCUCGAUAA